AUGGUCGGAUCAAAAGGCCUACGGGCUAACCCGGACAAAAUCGAUGUUGUUCUUACAAUGAAAGCUCCGACGACGGUUAAAGGAAUUCAAUCCUUAAACGGCCGAUUAGCUGCUCUCCAUUGGUUCUUAUCAAAAGCAGCAGACAGAGACCUCCCGUUCAUGGACGUGCUCAGAAAAAGCUUUAAAUCGGAGUUCAAAUGGACGGAGGAAGCCGCACGAGCUUUCGAAGAGCUCAAAACCUGCCUCGGCACUUUACCAAUGCUCACUGUACCAGAAAAAGAUGAAGUACUGACCGUUUACCUGGCCGCGUCACAUGGAGCCAUUAGUGCUGUAUUAGUUGCUCACCGAACCGGGGCGCAAAUCCCGAUUUAUUAUGUGAGCCGAACGUUAAAAGAUUAUGAAACGAGGUACUCAAGCUUGGAGAAAUUAGCUCUGGCAUUAGUCCAUGCCUCAAGAAGACUUCGCCGAUACUUCCAAGCUCACCCAAUCGAGGUGCGAACGGAUCAAAGAAUCCAACAUGUCCUCCGACGACCCGAAGUUUCAGGACGCAUGGCGAAGUGGGCAAUUGAGCUCGGAGCAUUCAAUAUUAUUUUCAGAACCAAAGGUCCACUAAAAGGACAGGUAGUAGCUGACUUUUUGGUUGGAACGCCAGAAGAAAAGGUAGUUAAAGAAGCCGAGAAAGCUCCAGUCAAACCAUGGACCCUGUACACGGACGGAGCUUCAAGCUCCGAAGGGUCAGGGGCAGAAUUCAAGAGCUCCAAUAAUGAAGCCGAGUACAAGGCUUUACUAGCAGGUCUACGAUUGGCGGAAAAGGUCGGUGCAAGAGACGUCAUAGCCCAUGUAGACUCGUUGCUCGUAGCGAAUCAGGUGAACGGAGUGUACGAAGCAAGGGAAGCUAACAUGAUCGGGUAUCUCGAACAGGUAAAGCAAGUUAUGGCGUUGUUUGAUUCUUGUAAAGUGGAGCACGUCACUCGUAGCAAAAACAAGAAGGCCGAUGCACUGAGCAAAUUAGCAUCCGUGUCGUUUAGUCACCUAGCAAAAGAAGUAAGAGUAGAAGUAUUGACUGCACCAUCGAUUUCUGCUCCUCACGUUAUGCAAGUAGAAGCUCCGGCACAGACAUGGAUGACGCCCCUAAUUAAUUACUUGGUACACGAUGUUUUGCCAGUCGAUAAGGCCGAAGCAAGGAAAAUCCAGAUCAAUUCUCUGCAGUAUCAGAUGCAGGAAGGAGGCUUAUACCGAAAGACUUUUCUCGGACCUCUGUUAAAGUGCCUGGACCCGGAGCAAGCCAGUUAUAUCAUCAGGGAAAUACACUAUGGCAUCUGCGGCAUCCAUGCCGGACCAAAGAUGAUAGUAACGAAGGUAAAAAAUGCAGGGUAUUACUGGCCCGGAAUGCAUGAAAGUGCGGUAAAAGAGCUCCAACAGUGUGAUGAAUGCCAAAGGCACGCACCAAUCAGCCUCCGAGCCAAGAACGAAAUGAUACCGGUAACCGCAACAUGGCCCUUCCAAAAGUGGGGCGUUGAUAUCGUCGGGCCUUUUCCAAGAUCAAGCGGAAGCGCUCAAUAUCUGCUAAUCGCGGUGGAUUAUUUCACCAAAUGGGUGGAAGCCCGACCGUUUAUAGUCAUCUCCGGCUACAACGUGGCACGUUUCUUCUGGGAACAAAUCGGUAACGGGCAGGUCGAACAGAUCAAUCGACGAAUCGUCGACGGGAUAAAGAGGAGACUCGGUUACGAGGGAAAAGGCUGGGCGGACGAGUUGCCAAACGUUUUAUGGGCACACCGAACACUGCACAAGACUAGCAACGGAGAAACACCGUUUAGUCUUACUUACGGUACCGAGGCAGUGAUUCCCGCUGAGAUCGGGCUCCCAAACCAGAGGUGCAAGAAUUGGGAGGAAAAUGAACAUGAACUCCGGUCUAAUCUUGAUUUGUUAGAAGAACGCCGUAACAUCGCGGCAAUCAAGGAAGCCCGAUACAAGAAGAAGAUUGAGAAGUACUAUAAUGCCCGGGCUAAACUCUACAAAUUCAAGGUCGGAGAUUACGUGCUCCAAAACAACGAUGCGAGCCGCGUCGAAGCUCGCGGCAAGCUAGCCCCUAAGUGGGAGGGACCGUACCGAAUCAAAGAAGCUAGCGAUAAGGGCUCGUAUGUGUUGGAGAAGAUUGAUGGAACUCCUGUACCCCGGACAUGGAACGGGGUGCACUUAAAGAAGUGCUUCAUGUGA
Molecule: messenger RNA, 2217 nt
Organism: Helianthus annuus (common sunflower)
Lineage: Eukaryota; Viridiplantae; Streptophyta; Magnoliopsida; Asterales; Asteraceae
Exons: 3
Coding region: 1-2217 (738 amino acids)
Molecular function (GO): nucleic acid binding; RNA-DNA hybrid ribonuclease activity
Source: RefSeq, a predicted model, not a curated record